CGUUCCUCCCUGCGACUUUGGCGGACUUGCUUUCUUUGUCUCCUCUACUCUUUUCCUCUCUCACGUAAGAUACUCCUUCUCUCCCGUUCCUCCCUGAAACCCAUGGAGGCCUUCCUGAGAUCUAAGGAGUCUCCCUGCAAGAAGAGUGAAGAAGAUGGAAGUCAGGCUCUGAAACGCUUCCAAUCUCUCAUCGGCAAAUGCGAACUUCGCCAUUGCACGGACAGUUUCCUCAUCGUAAGGAUUGCUAAACCACAAUCUGAUAUCGCCACAGAAGAUCUUCCGAAGCACGCAGCAGAAGAAUCGAUCAGCGUCAAGGAAGGGAAUGAAGCUUCUUUUAGUACUUACAUCCCUAUGAUUUUGAGGGUUGUGGCCAUCAAUGUCAAUUCUGAUCUCUUAUCCCAGAAUAGCAUUCAGUUCCUCAAGCUUUUCAAUGAAAUGAAGAAAGAAUCAAAAGUGGGACAUCUAAUUAUUCAGAUUGAAGCAUCUGAGGAAGAUGCCUUUGCUGGUCUUCUAGAGUGCAUAUACUUCCCCACCCAGUUUGAAUCCCCAUCUUCUUAUGCAGAGAUUGUGGAUCUGCUAUCGAUGUCAGAAAAGUACCAGGCUCUCUCAUGUGCUAAGAAAUGCAUCAGCCUGCUGACUGAGAGACCAGAAUGGGCACUUUCCUGCUUUGAGCUUGCUGCAAAAGUGCACUGGGUUGAUCUAAGUCACUUGCUGACCAAGUCAGUGAAGCAGUACUUUAAUUACAACCCUUGUCACUUAAUCAGCCACAAGAAUGAACUCCUGAAGCUACCCUUUGUUGGAAUUGAGGCACUCUUCAGCGGCGUUGCUCUUGAUGUGGAAACUGAGGAUGUUAUCUAUCAAUUCAUACUGGACUGGGCUAAGACCCAUUGCCAGAAUCCAGAGGACUGCUGCUCUGCCAAGGAAUUGCACCUUGAAAGCUUUAUCCACUUCCCUUAUCUGGCAUGCCAUAAGCUGGAAGAGGCGCUGCAAUAUGAAUACUUCGACCGAGAAUCCAUAAACAAGGCUGUCAUUGAGGCUCUGAAUUUCAAGAUCGGGGCACCAUACCGCCGCAGGCUUGCCUCAGAAGGGUGUGACAGCAACCAAUUUAUCGAGCGGGAUUAUAGGCAAACGCCCAUAAGGGUUAUCAGGCUUUCAGCUUUUCAGCUUGAGUGUUGCAAGGUCUAUUUCAGCCUUACAGAGAAUGAAGUGUGGGAAAUGUACCCAGAAGGCAGAAGAGAGUUUGAGACUUUUCGGUUUGGUCCUCAUCUCUUCAGUCUAGUGGCUGCCUGCAGCAAUGGAACAAAGAGACACUAUUUUCAGUUAAGCAUUACUGCUGAAGGGAACCACUCACAUGAGGUGGUCUAUGCCAUUAAGUAUGAGGUAAUGUGCCAAGAGAAGUUUAUGCCGAUUGAAAGAGGCACUUUUGUAGGAAAUGGAACUUAUUUCUGCGACAACCUGUUCAACAAAAGCUGGGAGGAUACUUUUACUGAUGAUUGCCGUUUCUUACUUGGUGGCAUUCUUCACCUAUGUGUGGAGAUUACUUACUUCCAGUAAGAUGGCUGACAUGAUUGUCAAUUUCCUGCUAGGAUUUAUCCUCAUUCCAAAAGGUACGUAGGAUGGUAGCAUCGCCUUCGAUAUGCUCAAAUAAGUAGGCAAUGUGGGAGGUGUUUCUAAAGAUGGAGAUCUUAGGAAGCUUUUAGUGUAAUCAAAUUACAGAAAACAACUUGCAUUGUUUGAAAUAGCAUAAGAAGCAGUAGUGUAGUUCAAAAUAAAGAAAACAGCUUGCAUAGUUAGAAGUAGCAUAUAUUAUGCCUGUAUUUGGUU
Phoenix dactylifera (date palm) is the source of this 1824-nucleotide messenger RNA. Its product is annotated as BTB/POZ domain-containing protein At2g46260-like. Lineage: Eukaryota; Viridiplantae; Streptophyta; Magnoliopsida; Arecales; Arecaceae. Gene Ontology annotation, biological process: response to red light. Gene Ontology annotation, cellular component: nucleus. The record is from RefSeq and is a predicted model, not a curated record. Gene Ontology annotation, molecular function: protein binding.